AAAGCUCUUACUGCGCAUGUCAGCAAGACAUAGCAUCAAAAGUAGGUUAGGCCUGGUGUUUUUCUUUAUUAUUUCCAACUAGGCAUUUUCCCAAUAACAGAUACGGUGCUGAAGAAGCUACAGUACGUUAAUAAAAGUGGUUAAAUUUGUGUAAAAGGUCGAUCCGUGCAGUUUUACAGCACUUUGUACAGUUAAGUAACGUGCUUCCGGUGAGGCCUGUUGACCCACAUUAGGGAUGUAGAGAAGCCGAGAGACUGAGAUUCUAUGUCUUCCCAAUGUUUGGAGUGUUUUAUCCACAGACCGACUCAUGACGCAUCACAAUGAGCUCCUUGGACAGGGAUGAUGGCAGCAUUUUUGAUGAGUUGAUGGAAGAUGAUGAGAGGGAUAAGGCCAAACGCGUUUCCCGGAAUAAAUCGGAGAAGAGGAGGAGAGACCAGUUCAAUGUCCUUAUUAAAGAACUGGGCACGUUGCUGCCUGCCAACACACGCAGGAUGGACAAGUCGAUGAUCUUACAGAAAAGCAUUGACUAUCUACACAAGCACAAAGAAAUUGCUGCACAGUCAGAGUCGAGCGAGAUCAGACAGGACUGGAAACCCCCGUUUCUCAGCAACGAGGAGUUCACACAGCUCAUGCUGGAGGCGUUGGAUGGCUUCUUCCUUGUUAUCCUGACCGAUGGAAAUGUCAUCUAUGUCUCGGAAAGCGUCACGUCAUUACUCGCCCACCUACCGUCGGAUUUGGUGGAUCAGAACCUGCUUAACUUCCUUCCAGUUUGCGAGCACACUGACGUAUACAAAGCCCUGUCUUCACACCCAGAAGGCGAGAACCUCAGUCCAGAAUACCUCAAGACUAAGGGUCAGCAGGAGUUUUGCUGUCACAUGCGCCGAGGCUCUGUGGACCCCAAAAAACCACCUGUGUACGAAUACGUCAAAUUCAUCGGCAACUUCAAGUCACUCAGCAAUAUGCCACGAAUAAGUCGUAACGGUUUGGAAGGUGUACUCCAGCGGUCGUUGCGCCCAGCGUUUGAUGACCACGUGUGUUUUGUUGCAACAGUGCGGCUAGCCACACCUCAGUUUAUCAAGGAGAUGUGUACAGUGGAGGGGUCCAAUGAAGAGUUUACCUCUAGACACAGUCUAGAGUGGAAAUUUCUUUUGUUAGAUCACAGAGCUCCUCCCAUCAUCGGCUAUCUUCCCUUUGAGGUUCUGGGGACGUCUGGCUAUGACUACUAUCAUGUAGAUGACCUGGAGUCACUGGCUAAAUGCCAUGAGCAUUUGAUGCAGUUUGGAAAGGGCAAGUCAUGUUACUAUCGAUUCCUGACUAAAGGCCAACAGUGGAUCUGGCUCCAGACUCACUACUACAUCACCUACCACCAGUGGAACUCACGGCCUGAGUUCAUUGUAUGCACGCACACCGUAGUCAGAUAUGCUGAAGUACGGGCAGAGCAGAGAAGAGAGAUGGGCAUUGAGGAUUUGCCUCCCGAAAGAACAGAAGACAAGCAGUCUCAGGACUCUGGUUCUGAAUCCCAGUUAAACACUUCCAGCCUCAAGGAGGUGCUUGAGCGCUUCGAUCACAGCCGCACACCGUCCACGUCCUCGCACAGCUCCCACAAGUCCUCGCACACAGCCAUGUCUGACAGCACGUGCACCUCCACUCCCACUAAGCUGCAGAUGGACGUGAGCACUCCGCCUCGGCCCAGCACCGUCGACAUGACGCAACACCGCCGCUCCUCUGUUAGCAGCCAGAAUAUUCACACAAGUUCUCCUGCUCAUAUUAACCACCACCAGCAGCAGCAGCAACAACCUCAACACAACACACAGCAAUACUCUACACAGCUGAAUGCCAUGCAGCACCUGAAGGAGCAGUUGGAACAGCGGACGCAGAUGAUCGAGGCCAACAUUAAAAAGCAGCAGGAAGAACUGAAGCAAAUUCACGAACAGCUUCAGAAGGUGCAUGGCCAGGGCCUUCAGAUGUACUUACAGCAGUCCACAGGUGGGGUCAAUAUGCAGCUCCCUCAGGUGAGUGGAGCUUCAUGCUCACAAGCUGAAGUUAGAGUGCAGAGUGUGACGAGCACCGCCCACAGCACAACGCAUCACGGCCUUCAACAGCAGCAAGCUCCGCCUUCCCAACAGCAGAAUUCGCAAGGCUCCAUCCUCACACAGCAGGGUUCAGUGUAUAAUUCGAUGAUAGUCGGCCAGCAGGGCAACAGCAGCAUCGUGCAGAUCCCCAGCAACCAGUCACAGAACAUCACUCAAGUAACUACAAUCAACAGGUUUCCAGGGCAGCAGUUGAUCACUAAGUUAGUCACUGCUCCCAUGGCUUGCAGCACCGUAAUGGUUCCAACAACCAUGUUUAUGGGCCAGGUAGUGACCGCUUACAGCCAGUUUGCACAGCAGCAGGGCCAAACACAGGCAAUAGCAGCGUUGUCUGAUUCGCAGCAGCACCACGGAAUGACACAGCCUCAACAACAGUUCCUACAGGGAGCCCACAUUUUGCAGAACAACCAGUCUACACAGCUAAUUCUGCAGGCUUUCCCCAUUCAGCAACAGGGUGCGUUCACCACGACACAACAACCACAGCAAAAAACACAACAGCAGUUAAAGCCUCAGACUGUAAAGCAGCCAAAAACCUCAUCCUCUCACCAAACAGACAACUCGAGCACUCAGUGACACAAGUGGGAAAUGUUUUAGUUUGAACUUCAGUGGUACUUCGUUGGACAUCGUUUCUACAGCAAUAGGACUAAAUACCGAACCACCGAAUGGCUAGCAGCGCAGCGAAACUCAGUAUUUCACAGCAAUAACAGUACGGACCUCGGUGCCAUUGAAAUAGCUUUCACUUUACUUCUUUUCUAAUUUAUUUAAAAGAAUACAGUUUAACCUGGGACUAAAAGUAAUCUUGCUCGUUUAAUAUCUGUACAGAUGUGUGUACAAAGCCAUGUGAAUAUCCAAACAUAAAGGAACAAAGUGAAUAUUUUAUACACAUCACAAAAAAGGUUCUCGGAUCUUUGUUUAUACGACUGUGUUGGGGAAAAGGUUGUUUUAUAAAUCUAUAUAUAAAUCUAUAUUUAGCCCAAAAAGCAGAAAUCGCUCACAAAUGUAUAUUUUACUCCUAAUUUUGAAAGUAUUCUUUUAACAUAUUUUAUACAUAACCACAGUGUUACCUCUAUUUCAUGGACAAAUGUAGUUCUUCAAUUGUUAAAGUGCCAACAAUUAGUUCUUCUACCAAAAAACAAACCCAUGCAUAUAAUAUAGUGACUUCUUAAAAAAAAUGGUCUCAUUGUAGUUGAUAUAACUUAAUGUGCUUCCACACACUAAAUGGCCCUUAUUUUAAUAAUCACAGUGUUAAUCAUUUUUGUGUGUGAUCAUUUACAAUGUGGAGAGAGUCCUGACUCUAUAAAUGUGCAGGAAUUUUUAUUUAUAUUAAAAUGAUUUGUAGUCUAUACAACUCCAAGUAGGAAUUAUGCAAUCGACUGUGUGAGGUCGCAUUCAACACAAAGCAUCAUAUAUAUAUUUAAAAGUGUUCAGCAUAAAUACUGUUUUCAUGAUUGCAUCAGGUUGGGGGGUUUGUAUUUGUUGCAUUUGAGCACAAUAGCACGACAACAAACUAGCAGCCAUUUAUUGCUUUUUUUUUUUUUACUUUUUUUUUUUUGUAUAAUAUUUACACACACUAAAACUUUUUGUUUCAGUUCAUUUCCCCACAGAAAUUUUUAAAAAAUCAAAUAUGCAUGAAUCUUACUAGAAGUACAAGUUAGCUGCAAAUGCCGUGUUUUGUACUCUCGCACUUUAUUCUGUUCUUAAAAAUAAGAGAAAGGAUCUGCGUGUGAUCAUCUAAAAUACAUUUUGAGAGUAUAAAAUAUUCUUAAAAUUCAGCAUCUGCACAAUCCUAUGGAUUGUUUUGCAGCUUCCACGUUGUCCUCUUUUGCCAUACUGUUUUUAAAUGUGUGUACACUUUUAAAUGUCGUGAGAAUGACUAUCUAACUAAUAGAUAUCGUAAAUAAUUUACCUAAUAAUUGGUGUUUUUGGGGUUAUUCAAGAUCGUUUAUUUAUGAUUUUAGUCACAAAAGAAAUCUGAAUUUUUUUUUUUUUUUGUAUGAUUUUUUUUUUUUUGUCAUUAUGGAACAAAUGAACAUAUCGUAUAUGGACUGUGUUGACAUUCGAAGUUGUGUGUGUCUGUGUCUUUGUGUGUCUGUGGCCAGAAAUUAAAAGUUGUACCUCGUCCCUUGCAGUAUACCGUAUAUAUUAGUAUAUAUUGCUGUAAGGGUUGUGUACGUCAAACCCAGGUGAUAACCAAUCAGUUCUUGCCUUGCAGUAACUUCAAAUUCUAGAACGUUCCUUACUCACUUGCUAGUUCUAUACCUCAUUGUAAUGUUUAUUAUUUUUUUUCUUAGAAAAUCCAAAGCGACUUUAUUUCCGUAUUCUCUGGACCCUGGUGGAAAGCUGUGUAUAGACCGUCAACACUGUUGUGUGAAAAUGUAUGCAUUGUGUCUAAGGUCUUCCAACUAGGAAAGUAUUACUGAAAUCAUUAUAGGAUAUUAUACUCUAUCUGAAACCUAUGUACCUUUUUAUAUGCUGUGUAUCUUUUUAUUUUUUUGUCAUUUGCAGAUAUUUUGUUCUUCACCCACCAAAGAUAACUUGUACAAUUGGACUCCUUUUGUUAUGUACGCUCACCGACCACUUUAUUAGGAAUGCUUAUGCACGUAUCCAAUCAGCUGUUAGCAUAUCGGAGUGUAAAAUGCUAAGGCAAGAGCUUCAGUAAAUGUGAGAAUGGGGGGUGGGAGGUGUUAUCUCUGUGAUCUCAACCAUGACAAAAUCUGCUGAUUUUCACUUGAGUGGAAAAAAAAAUCAUCCAGUCAGCAGCAGUUCUGGUCCACUGGAAAUGACUCAAGCCAAACAGGAAGGCUGUGAGAACACCUUUACAUAGAGUAAACACCCUUUACACCAUAGAUGGUCUGCCAUAUGUUUUCCUACUACAGUGGCUGUGGAGUUGUACAGGUAUUAAUAACUGUUGUCUAAGACUUGAUCCCAUGUUAUCAUGUUAAAAGACACAAAAUUGUUUGGUUGCAUUAUGAAAUUUCUUUGUAUAUUGGAUGUGACAGUCAUUAAGCUAGAUAGCUGUGAGGAGGCAGCUAAUGUUUGUUUAUUUUUCAACACAAUGAGCUAAAAUAAAGGAAGAAAGCAG
Molecule: messenger RNA, 5172 nt
Organism: Tachysurus fulvidraco (yellow catfish)
Lineage: Eukaryota; Metazoa; Chordata; Actinopteri; Siluriformes; Bagridae
Gene: clockb
Product: clock circadian regulator b
Exons: 21
Coding region: 321-2663 (780 amino acids)
Biological process (GO): regulation of transcription by RNA polymerase II; circadian regulation of gene expression
Cellular component (GO): CLOCK-BMAL transcription complex; cytoplasm; nucleus
Molecular function (GO): protein dimerization activity; DNA-binding transcription factor activity, RNA polymerase II-specific; E-box binding
Source: RefSeq, a predicted model, not a curated record